Messenger RNA from Mycena indigotica, 4362 nucleotides. Its product is annotated as Glycogen [starch] synthase. NCBI's taxonomy places the organism in Eukaryota, Fungi, Basidiomycota, Agaricomycetes, Agaricales, Mycenaceae. Gene Ontology annotation, molecular function: alpha-1,4-glucan glucosyltransferase (UDP-glucose donor) activity; phosphatidylinositol binding; ubiquitin binding. The coding region runs from base 1 to 4362 and encodes 1453 amino acids. Gene Ontology annotation, biological process: glycogen biosynthetic process. The transcript has 16 exons. Gene Ontology annotation, cellular component: cytoplasm. The record is from RefSeq and is a predicted model, not a curated record.
AUGAAAAAGCUAUUUGGGAGGGACAAAGGCAAGGACCUGCCCACUGCCCUUCCAGCAGCUGCACAACCCGCACCGAUGAGCACACCAAUACAUCAACAAUUUGCCACACGUCCAACGAGCAAUACUGCAGACGAGGAACGAUGGGAGGUCGUCGAGCAACAUACCCCACCAGUCACCGGACCGGAUCCUAGCCCUACACGCUCUCCAUCGCCAUACACCACCGCUAAGCCACCUUCAUCGCAAACUCUGCGCAAGAAGACACCCCCAGUGCUUGGCAUCUUACAUUCUCUCGAUCCUGUGCAGCAGGCUAGCGCUGUCGGUCAUGUUCGCAAUCGGUCGGAAGAGCGGAUAGCGGAGAACGGGAAUCGGGAGAAGGGCAAAGGAUUCUGGGGUCGAGAGAAGGAACGAGUAGAUUUAGAGAAGAAAGAGCGGAGGGACGAUGACAACGAACUAACUCGCAAGAUCGGUUUCCUGACUGCAACUGCCUCCGAAGACUGGACUUUGGUUCUCGAUGUCUGCGACCAUGCCUCAUCAAGCGAGACUGCCGCAAAAGAGGCAGUGCGUGCCCUUCGUCGCGAAUUUAAAUAUGGAGAACCUGCGGCGCAACUGGCGGCUGCAAGGUUAUGGGCCAUCAUGCUGCGCAACUCAUCCGAUGUCUUUAUCUCUCAGUGCACCUCUCGCAAGUUUUUGGACACAAUCGAAGACCUUCUCACUUCAUCCCGCAUCUCACCCGUUGUUCGCGAACGUGUUAUGGAUGUCCUCGCCGCCGCUGCGUAUGCCAGCGGAUCAAAGAAGGACUCGGGUUUCCGUGGGCUUUGGAGGCGCGUCAAGCCCAAGGACAAACCUGAGGAGGGAGUCCCAUUUGACACUGAAGACGCCAUGUUCAAUCCACCACUCUCGAGUAGUAGAGCUGGCAACUACGAAGUGCCACCAGUCGUAACCUACCAUGACGCAACACCUCUGGUGUCCGAAGCCCCGCUUCCCGUCUCUAAACGAAAGCGCAAAACAAGUGAAAAGAAGCCCUCAGGGGAACCAAGACAACACCGUGAACAUCGACAUAGGAUCAUACCUCCAGACGAAGAUAUGCGCCGCUUAUUCCAGGAGUGUCGAAUAGGCGUGGGAAAUGCUACGUUGCUCAACGAAGCCCUCACAAUGGCAACACCAGAAGACCUUCGAACCGAUGUGAUAACAGAAUUCCACCGGAAAUGCAUGGAUUCGCAGGAACUUAUAUUCACCCAGAUUCCUUGGGCAUCUGCUGGUGCGGAGCGGAGUCGUGUCGCUAGAGAUCAGCAGGAGAUCGAUAGAAAGCGCAAGAAUAGUGGAAACACAUUAAUCCUGGACAACGAUAGCCAAGGAGACCUCACAGUCCCUCCUUCAACACGCGAAGAAGAAUUGCUGGGUGAACUUUUAGCUGCAAAUGAACUACUUCUUGAGGCGCUCAAACAAUACGAUGAUCUGAAGCGCGUUGCAGAAGAACGUCAAGCAGAAGACCGGAGUCGCAAGGACACAAAGAUGGGCUCCAGAGAGCGACAAUUUCUGAGCGAAGACGGAAUGUUGAUCGCAGACCGUGGUGGUGGAAGCUCUUCGCGACCAGGCUCACCAUCACCCUUCGAUCCUAUUACGCAUCAACAAACAUUGGCACCUCCUCCAGCAGCGCCGCAUGGGCCACGUUCCCCGGGGAUUAAUACGUCACGGGCUCCUUCACCAGCUCAAGAACUGAUAAACGGGUUGGGUGGACUCCAGGUUGGAAACGCUCGAAGCUCUAUGGAUGAUCAACAGCUUUAUUUCGAUGAUGGAGAAGAGGGAGAUGAGAAACCACUGCAACCCAGUGCCAAAGCACUUGGGAAGCGACGUGUUGUGGUGGACGAACCAGAAUCGGGCUCGGAAGGUGGGACAUACCAGUUGGGAGGAGGGAGCGAAAUUGACGAGGACCGACUGUCGGAAUCGGAUGAUGAAGAUACCCCCUCUCGCAUGUGGCAACGAGCACAUCAUCCGGUGCAACACUAUGUUUAUGAUGCAGUGGCGGAGCGUGCCCAGCAGAGGCUCAUGGUUAAUGGUAUCAUCAAGGAGCAACCAACGACGUCAUUGACUCCCUUCUUCCUUUUUCUCCAUGUCCAUACGAGACGUUCGAAAUCCGUACGAGCUCCGUUUCAAGCUCCCGACGCGUCGUUUAUCCUCAGCAGCUAUCUGUUCGAAUGUGCUUGGGAAGUUGCCAACAAGGUUGGCGGGAUUUACACCGUCAUUCGAACCAAAGUGCCAGUGACUGUGAACGAGUAUGGUGACCGCUAUUGUCUUAUCGGCCCACUCUCCUACAAGACGGCCCCAAUGGAAGUUGAAGCAGAAGAGCCAACCGAUCCACAUCUUGCGGCCACUCUCGAAUCCAUGAGGGCGCAGGGUGUCAAAGCUCUCUAUGGACGAUGGUUGAUCGAAGGCGCGCCGCAUGUCCUUCUCUUUGACACUGGUUCUAUGUACAGUCGUCUCGACGAGUGGAAAGGAGAUCUAUGGAACCUUGCUGGAAUUCCUUCACCCCCAAAUGAUCAUGAAACCAACGAAACAAUCGUAUUUGGUUACAUCGUCGCUUGGUUUCUCGGCGACUACGUCUCUCGUCAACUAACCACAGCUGUCGUCGCCCACUUCCAUGAAUGGCAGGUUGGCGUCGCUAUUCCAUUGUGCCGAAAGCGUCACAUCGACGUUACAACUGUCUUCACCACUCAUGCAACUCUGCUUGGCCGAUAUCUUUGUGCGGGAAGCGUAGACUUCUACAACAACUUGCAGUACUUCGAUGUGGACCACGAAGCAGGGAAACGUGGCAUAUACCACCGUUACUGUAUCGAACGCAGUGCCACUCAUUGCGCGGAUGUUUUUACCACUGUCUCCCACAUCACGGCAUACGAAGCUGAACAUCUUCUCAAACGCAAGCCUGAUGGAGUGGUUCCCAAUGGCCUCAAUGUUGUCAAAUUUCAGGCGAUGCACGAAUUCCAGAACCGUCAUGCAACCUCGAAAGCCAAAAUCGACGAAUUUGUUCGUGGCCAUUUCUAUGGCCACUAUGAUUUUGAUCUAGAUAAUACCCUUUAUAUGUUCACAGCCGGGCGGUAUGAAUACCGAAACAAGGGUGUUGAUAUGUUCAUCGAAUCUCUCGCACGACUAAAUUAUAGGCUUCAAAAAGCCGAUUCUACGAUGACUGUGGUCGCGUUUAUCAUCAUGCCUGCCGCAUCGCACAGCUACACAGUUGAAGCCCUGAAGGGCCAAGCCGUAACCAAGCAGCUUCGGGAUACCGUCAGUGAGAUUCAAAAUCGUAUUGGCGCACGUCUUUUUGAGACUGCGGCCCGAUUUCAAGGGGACUCUUCUGCACCACUUCCGAAUAUUGCAUCACUUCUCUCUGAGGAAGACUUGGUCCAUCUGAAGCGUCGCAUUUUCGCCCUCAAGCGCAACAGCCUUCCCCCUGUCACUACACACAAUAUGGCGGACGAUGCCAACGACCCAAUAUUAAACCAGAUUCGCCGCGUCCGACUUUUCAACUCAUCCUCAGAUCGUGUUAAGAUAGUGUUCCAUCCUGACUUUCUGAAUAGCUCUAACCCCAUUCUGGGGCUUGAUUACGAAGAGUUUGUGCGAGGGACACAUUUGGGGGUGUUUCCCAGUUACUAUGAGCCAUGGGGCUACACACCCGCCGAAUGUACCGUGAUGGGCAUUCCUUCCAUUACCACCAACUUAUCGGGAUUCGGCUGCUUCAUGGCUGAUCUAAUAGAACGUCCACAGGAUGAAGGAUGCUACAUUGUCGAUCGACGGUCCAAAUCGGUGGAAGAUUCAGUUCAACAACUGACCGACUAUAUGUUCGCCUUCACCAGCAAAACGCGACGACAACGAAUAAAUCAACGCAAUCGCGUUGAACGCCUGUCCCCUCUGUUGGACUGGAAGAACCUGGGCAUUGAAUAUAGCAAGUCGCGUCAAUUAGCCCUCAGACGUGCUUAUCCCGACGCCUUCAACGCGGACGAAAAUCAAGACGAAGAUAGUGAUUAUUUCUCACGUGAACGGCAAGGCUGGAUGGCAUCCAGUGUCCCCGCAAGUCCUCGUAUCCGCGGUACAGCCACUCCAGGUGAUAUUGCAACAUUGACAGAGGAGAUGCAAAGGCUGCAAACCAGCGACUACAAUGGGUACAACUGGCCCGGUGGGCACGAGGAGGAGGAUUCAUAUCCAUUCCCCCUGGUCAUGAAAGUUCGUAGUCGAGCGGGAAGCGUCAUCAGUGGGGCAAGCACACCUGGAGGAGGUACUUUCCGCAGCCUAAGCGAAGGAGAUCUGGCGCGAGCAGACGCCGCGCUCAGUAGGGUAAACCAACAAGAAAACGGGAGUACGAAUGGACAGUGA